GUCUGUAACUUAGCAACGUGAAGGUUGGCAAAGAGCAGAAAUGUUUUUGACAACGGAUAUCUUUCUACAGCAAGCAUGAACAAUAACUAAAUAAACUUAUCAUAAAGGUGUUUUUAAAAUGGCAGAUUUGGUUGACCAAAUAACAAGGUUGAGAUUGAAAAUGCUGGAAAAGAGACUGGAGAAUGAGAGAAAUGACAACAUUGAACGAGAGGGUUCAGCCCUUUCCUCAAGAAGUUAUGAUGGUCAGGCAGACGCAUUACACAGCGCUCUGAGGCGGAAGAGAAACCUCCUACAGAGGCUGAGGGAACAGCAUAUGAUGGAGGAUCUGGGAAGGCCACACACAUGGGGUGGAUCUCAUAGGCAAUAUCAUUAUGAACCUCUUCUUGGGCCGCUCCAGCCUGUGCCCCCCAUCAAUGUCCACCAAACUGCACCACCUGCUCCCCUCCCUCCUCUAGUCCCUCAGCCCCCUCGAAUCAUUCAACACACUGUUCCUCAACAGCCAGCAACCAUUAUCCAGCAGAUACCACAGCAACAGCCUCUCAUAGCACAAAUCCCUCCACCGCAAACCUUUCCUUAUAGAUCAGGAAGUAUUAAAGAAGAUAUGGUGGAGUUGAUGCUCAUGCAGAAUGCUCAGAUGCACCAGAUCAUCAUGCACAAUAUGAUGCUGAAGGCUCUUCCACCAUCGGCCGUGUCCCCAGGAGGAAACACACAUCACACAGCCUCACUUUCAUGGCAGGAACUUCAUUCACCAGUGAGAGGAGGGGGUGCUGUCCAUCAUCAUCAUCACUACGGCUCCCAGGGACCACCUCUCCCUCCAAUUGGCUACUCUGUUUGGCCCUCUAUGAUGACAGCAGGACAAGGCGGGACUUAUCAGCCAACAAUGCAGCAUGUGAUUGGUCCUGUAACUCUGCCUCCUUUAAACACUUAAGAAUCAACAAUGUAACAAUAUUAAUAAAUAAUAAUAAAAUAAUUUUACAAUUU
Messenger RNA from Pimephales promelas (fathead minnow), 981 nucleotides. RefSeq names its product chromosome 8 C21orf58 homolog (gene c8h21orf58). Lineage: Eukaryota; Metazoa; Chordata; Actinopteri; Cypriniformes; Leuciscidae. The record is from RefSeq and is a predicted model, not a curated record.